Cavenderia fasciculata is the source of this 3135-nucleotide messenger RNA. RefSeq lists its product as uncharacterized. The transcript has 11 exons. The record is from RefSeq and is a predicted model, not a curated record. NCBI's taxonomy places the organism in Eukaryota, Evosea, Eumycetozoa, Acytosteliales, Cavenderiaceae. The coding region runs from base 1 to 3135 and encodes 1044 amino acids.
AUGAAACAGAUAGUAUUUUUUAUUCUACUACUUCAAUGUUUUAUACAGUUUACGAGUUGUCAAGUAUUACCUCAAAAUGAAAUUGAUUCAGCAGUAUGGAUCAUUCGUCAAUAUGGUAGCACCAUCGCUGAAGAUUCAAAUAGUAUAUGUGGAUCUGCAGUAUUUGAAUGUUCAGCUGGCAAUGCUCAUAUUACACAUGUGUAUUUACGACCUGUAUAUACAACAUUUAUCACCAAUGGAUUAGCACCAAAUACAUUUACUACUAUUUCUCUACCAGAGUGUCUUGCCUUUGAAAUUCAACCACCCGGAGUAUUUUUAAGAGACCCCAAUCAAAGUGUAUACACCAAGUUGACAGGAGGAUUACCAAAAGUAGUCUCUAUAAUGAUAUUUGAUGAUAGAACAUCAAUAUUUCCAAGUGGAUUAUUAGAGUUUUUCCCAUCACUAACAGGAGCUACUCUGUCAUUUGGAAAUGUUACCGUUUUAAAUGACAAUAUGUUGACUGUUAAAAGACCUCUGGCCACAGCCUCGUUUGUUUUCAAUUCUUUAAAAACCUAUCCAUUGUUUGAGAAUGGUACAAAUAGCUUUAUGACCAGCUUGGGUGCCUUUUCAUAUUAUAUUAAUGUCUCUGCUACCGACGCUCCACUAUCAAUCAAUUUAAAGAAUUCACUUUUCAAACAAUUAGCUAGUCUGACAAUUGGAAACAAUGCAAAAGUUAAUUCUGGAACUAUUACUGUCACUGCUAGUUUUCAAUCCAUUUCUUUACUUGCAAUCAGUCCAACUGGUCUAUACAACUUGAUCUCACCAUCACCUGAAAUAAGUACACAAUUGAGAUUUGAAGGAAAAUUCACUUCAGUGCCUACAUUGGAUAAAUUUGUCAAUUUAGUGUAUCUUGUAUCAGACUAUGCUAACCCGGGUGAUCAAUACCCAUUCACUGUAUUCCCCCCAAAAUUACAACAUAUGAUAAGACAAUUUACAACAACUACAACACUUCCAACCCUUCCAGCACCAACCGCCAACUUUCAGAAAUGGCAGUAUCACAGAUUGACCGGAAUCACUACUGUCCCAUGGGCAUUGAUGACUCCAGACAACACAUCAAGAUUACUCGAUAUUAGUAAUAAUCCUACCAUUGCUGGUACUGUUCCACCAAGUUCUUGUAUCAACAAGCUCGAUAUAACCGGAACUCUUAUCUCUAGUCUUCCUGAUUGUUAUUGGUGCUAUUUCAAUGAUAAAAGUAUUAUUAAAACUGAUCUAACCUUACUACCUGGAUUUACAUGUCAACCUACAAUCGAUCAAACUCUGGUUUAUACAAAGGGUUUUAGAGGAGUCCUCACAGGAAAUCUACUAGGGUGGGGUAAUGAGGCACUACAUCCAACUCAAGGAGGUUAUACUCUUGUUCCUGUAGUUCCACAGAAAAUGUUAACAUUAUAUUAUCAAACAAAUGGACUUGAACAAGCUGUAUCAAUUAAAUUGAAUGAAAAUGAAGCUUAUACUAUAAGCUUUAGAAUUCAAGAAGUUGGCAUUAUUUUAACAUCGGUCAAUGCCACUCAACAAUUAAACCAAAAAGUAUGGUUCACUUGGACGUUUUUAUUCUAUAAUAAUAAUCUCCAACACCAAUUCACGGUGUCUCCAUCUUCAAGAAAUUGUACUAUAUUCCAGACCCAAUACAACCAAGCCCUUGGAAGUUCAAUAGUUAGUUGUGAAUUGGACAUUAAUCAAUUAAAUACUGCAACCUAUACUUUUAGAGUAUCAAAUGCUUAUAAUCUAGAAACAUUUAUUGUUCCUUUUAAAUAUUACCCUCGAUUAUUAUCAGGACAAGUUGAUUCAACAAAUCAAAGAUUAAUUUAUUUGUUUGGUGAUUUUAGACAAAACCAUUCUCUGGCAAACAUUACAAUCAAUGAUAAAAUACUAUGUAGUGUAGUAUCAUCAGCUGUUGAUGCAAUUAAUUGUACAUUGUCAGAGAGUGCUAGUUAUGGUCCUGCUAAUGUUAGUAUCUUUGUUGAUGGAUAUCCAUAUAUAUCAAAUGACUUUUUAUAUUUCACAGCUCCACCAAAUAAUAAUGGUUCAACAACUACUUCUGGUGGUUCAACUACAACAACCACUGGAUCAACAACAGGUGGAGGAGGAACAACACCACAAACACAAUGUCAAGAAUCAACAUCAAAUUGUUUUGGACAUGGAUCUUGUGAUGUUAAUGGCCGUUGUCAAUGUGAUAGUGGUUAUAAUCCAAUUGAUAAUUGUUUGACUAAAUAUACCAAUACAACACCGUCUGCAAAUACAACAGCACCAACAUCAUCAUUUGAAAUUGAUGGAACUAAAUGUGAUUUUGAAUUGGUUGCUAUUCAAGAAAUUGAUCCAGAUGGAAAGGUAGUUGGUGAAUUGAUGACAAACAGUUGGAAUGCAAGCAUCAACAAUGAUAAUUCAACAACUUUGGUUAAUUAUCAACUUGUCAAUAUUACUAACCGAAUUUACACUGGCACCAUAGUCAAGGCAAUGAUAUCAUUCUCAACACAACCAAGAGAUAUCCAAUUUGGAGAUCAACUACUUCACAUCAAUCCAAACUCAAUCAAACUGGCAUUGAAUAUCACCAACUGGCAAUACAGCAAUCUAAUAUCAACACUUCGAGUUGUAUUUAGAACCGAUGUCAAUAUGAACCAAACGAUUGAAUAUGAGUGCAAACAACAACCGAUAUCAACAUUUUCAUACGAUCAACUAUCAUCAACCAUCCAAUAUCUCAGAGUAAUCAAAGAUAAUAUCCAAUACAACGGUCGAUUCAUUGAUUAUGUAUUAUCAGAUGGAAGACCAACAUUCUCCAAAACAACACUGAUCAACCAAACAACCAGUCAAUCAUCACCAUCACCAACAACAAUCAUGUCAACAUUGAUUGGAGUAUCAUUACCUCAAUGUCAAUCAUGUUUACUCGACCCAGAUUUCACACCACUUUUAAUCGACAACUCUCAAAGUGAUUGUGAUUCAACCAACAGUAAAACAUGGAAGAUUAUUGUUGGUGUUGUAGUUGGUGGAUUCGCUGCCAUUGCCAUCUCUGUUGGCACUGUAAUAUUAUAUCAAAAGAAAGCAAUUUUUGCCAAACAUAACAAAAUGAUGAGCAAUAGAUUAGCUCAAAUGAACAAUAAAUAA